CCACAGAACCACUCAGGCUUGAGAGACGCCUGCAGUUUAUUUGUUUUGUUUAUUCCACAAGCUAAAGGAAAGGAACAUAAUGCGAACAGAUACAGUGUUUAUGUCCAACACUUUGUAAGUUUAAAGUUAGAUUAUUUUUGCGGUUUUGUUUUACACAGCCGUCUUUCUUUCUGCGUCACCAAAACGCAAACGUUUAGCUUCGCCAGCUAGCCAGUGAGCUCUGGAAGUGUCUCUCUGUGUUUAGGAGUCAAACACAACAGAACACAACACAGCGGGUCCAUCUCUUCCUUUUGUUUAUGACUUGUGUUUAAGUUGCAACAAUGAACUCGAAGAACCUGAAGGCUUUUCUCGAGUCCUCUCUGAAUGAGAUCUUCAGGGCGACUGUGGAUAACAUCCUGGACUCUGUGGAUCAGACUCUGGCCGAGUAUCAGGGACAAAUUCGGCGGAUUACCUCUGAAAAUGAGACUCUGAGAGAAAAACUGCGUGCCCAGGAGGCUAUUCCAUGCCAGGUGAAAACAGCACAUGAGGAUCUUGAUGAGGACUUAAAUUCGGCCUUUCUUCAUCAUCCAAUUUUAUCUGGACAUAGGGGUCCAGGGAAAGCCCCUCAGAAACAGAGGGAAGAUUGGAGAACGUCAGCUGGAGGCUCUAGGCCUGUAUUACUGAAACCAAGCCCCCUUUCAUCUGACAGUGGAACGCAUCAGUUAGACGACGAAGUGCCAAGUACCACAGUACCUUACGUAAAGAUUGACCCCGACACUGAAGAUGAGGGCAGCCUGUUAAAACCUCAAUCUCCUGUUAACCUUACAACUAAGGUCAUUAAAGUAGAAGGGUCUGAGGAGAACUUCUCAGAAUGUUACACUGGCUCUUCAGCAGAUCACUCCAGAGGCAGUGAUGAUGAUGUUCAAGUAACCAUGGUGUCCAAGAAGCGCAUGAGCAGCACUAUGAGUGAAGAUGAAGUCAGCAAUAUGGGGCACCAUGAAUCCGAGAAGUCAGCACACAGCAUAUCUGAGGAAGAUAUGGAAGAUCCAACUGACGACGCUGUACUUGGUGUCUGUUUUGAUGAUGAUGGAUUGGCUUUAGAACCAGACAAGGGAUUUAUAGAAAUUUUUCAAUCAACAGAAUCGCCAACAUCGAAAGACUUGAAAGACAGCAAAACUUUCCAUUGCGCACUUUGCGAGAAGAGCUUCGGUCGCAUGGCGUCACUUAACAUACACAUGAGGAGUCAUAGCUCGGAAAGAGCUCACAUCUGUAGCUACUGCGGCAAGGGUUUUAGCCGAGCUGACCUUCUGAAGAGCCAUCAACGCACCCAUACAGGCGAGAGACCGUACUCCUGUAACCUGUGCGGAAAGAGUUAUGGUCAUCAGGGCCAGCUCCGGAUCCACAAACGAACCCAUACGGGUGAGAAACCCUACGCUUGCCCACAUUGCGCCAAGCGGUUUACUGAACACAACCAACUCAAAGUGCACCUCCGGACACACACGGGCGAACGACCAUACUCGUGCAGUGUCUGUGCCAAGACCUUCGCCAGCGCAGGCAACCUGAGGAUUCAUCUCCGGAUUCACAGCGGAGAAAAACCUCAUUGUUGUAGCCAGUGCGGGAAGAGGUUCAACAGUCAAGGCGACCUCAAAACACACCUGCGUGUACACACAGGUGAGCGCCCGUACCACUGCGAUCUCUGUGAAAAGACGUUCAGCCAGGCCGGCCACCUGAGCAUCCACAUGCGCAUGCACACGGGUGAGCGGCCAUACAAAUGCAUGAUAUGCGGACGCACCUUCACUGUGGCCAGCAGCCUCAAGCUCCAUCAGCUCACCCACACCGGAGAGAAGCUGCACACCUGCGGACGCUGUGAUAAAAGCUUCAGCAGGGCCAGCCAUCUGAAAAGACACGAGCAGCUCCACGUCAAAGAGGAUCCCGUACUCAUGGGUGCUGAUCAGUCUUUGCUGAUGGAAGACCACACGGUUCAUGAUGAAGAUGAAGUACAAAAUUCGGAAGGGAUGGAGUGAAUGAAGUGGCUACUUUACCGGGUAAGCCUUCCACUUUAGGCCACAUCAAUUUAUCAACGCCCCCACUACCCCAUCCAUCAAUCCAAUGGAAGAGGAGCAUCGUUAAGCAAAUGGUGGUCUAUUCUCAGUACAGCAGUGCCACUGGUGUGGUACUGCAGAUUGUAUCAGGCACACCAGGAAAGUGCUAUCUACCAUCUUCUGCAUACACAAGUUCACAGACGCACAUGACUUCCUUCCUUGUAUCGGUAGUACACCAUCCAUCUUGCACAAAGAGCAUGGUCAGUCUUACUCCCUUGAUUUUCGGCCAUGGAUGGCUCUGGUAUCAUCAAGAUUCAAACUCCUGAUCCCUUACCCAUAGGCCUGGUGCUUUUAGUAAUGAGGAUUUAAAGACUCUGGACACUUACUGGUCACUUUACUGCCCAAGGCUACCUUGUUGAUUCAUCUUGUAAGUGUGCAGUUGGAGAGCAAAGCUCAUGUCUUUUCUGAGCACAACACUGCAGUUGGCUGCAUUUCUGGUUCACCAAUGUGGUGAAGAAUGGCAUGGCAGGAAGAGACACUGCUAUAUCUGGUACAUUCGUGUCAGAGCUCUGGGGUCACUGCUGAAAAUGAUCCACCACCCAAAUAGUCCUAUGUUGGUCCCUUUCAGUGAUGGGCAGGUAUGGAGGGCUGACUACUAUCAGUAAUUGUACGCCUACAAAGUGACCUAUAUGGUAGAUCUACAAGUUAUAAUAGCCAAUAAGUGCAGGUAGCUGUACCCAAUGAAGUGGCACCAUGUGUGUGAUGUUCGUACGUUUCAUUUUGUUUUACAGUUCUUCAUUGCACAGUCAAGAAAAAAACUAUCAUAAUAUCCAGAUAUUUGGUUUCCAAGCAUGACAGUUUGAAUUAUUGAGGUGUAUUUUACCUCAAAGUUGUUAUGUUGGAUAUAUGGAAGAAAGGUAGAACUAAAUUAGUAGUUUGCGUUACAUUCAGCUUAAAGAAAAUGAUGUGAUAGAAAUUUCCUGAUACUUGCAUUUUACAUUUCUGCUGUUCUAGUCAUCGAGGUUCCUCUGGGUUCUUCAGUUUCUUCCCACCUCCCCAAAAAGUAAGUUCCAGUAGGGGAAUUGGCUACACUGAAUUGCCCUUAAGUGUGAUUGUGUAAGUGUGUGCAUGGUUUUUGGAGAUGGACUGGCACCCCGUCCAUGCCAAGUGUUCUUGGUGUAGGCAUUAGAUCCACUACAAACCUGACCAAGAUGAAGCAGUUACUGAAGAUCAGUAAAUGAAAGGUCACUGAGAUGAGACUCUCUCCAACCAAAGAUGGGUUAAAUUACCAUUCAGCAGGUUUUGGUUAUAAGUCUUGAAACUUGCUAAAAGUAUAUACGUUGUUAGUUUCAAUGAAUUAUCGGCAAAACCGUUCACAUGCCGAAAUUUUGACGUUUUCUACUAUGUGUAGUUCUAAAAACUAUAGGCUUUUCUGAGCUUAAAUGUUUCUCGUUUCUCAAUCACAAGUAAGGUUUAAAAGUCUGAUUGUCUCCAAGUGGAAAAGGAGAAAAACGUGUUCAAGUGCGGCGCAGGAGCAUCAACGGACAUUUCAACAGCUGGUAUCUGAUUACAAACUGAAUUGAUUAAUCUUGUACCAGUUACCCGCUUCUAUAUGGCAAUCUGCCAUAGUGACAUCCAGUGGGGUUUCCCAAACCACCACGCAUUGGCCAACUGGAACAGUAAGUACAGCCAAUAUAAUGAAAAUGUUCUUUAAUAAUAAUGUAGAAUAUGAAGUACUUUCUCAUCCUUCCUUUUAUUUCUAAUGUUUGAGAUUUGAAAACUGGUCUGAUUAAAUUUUCACUUGCAUUGCGGCUUAAAAUUUAUUCUCGAUUCGCUGCUGUGGCCUCAAUACCACCACCACCUUCUCACUGGAAACUGAAUUCCUUGUUUUGAAUGGAAUCUACUUGCUUUCGAAAGAAUCUCAUAAGCAGUGUUAUAUUGACAUUAAUCGUAAUAGAAGGACUUGUGAUUUUUCAGAUGCUGACUGAUUGUAAUGUAAUGUACUGAUUAUAAACAUUCAGCAUCUUGGAUAUUGUAAUAUGACUGAUUUUAUUAGCCAGCACACUUUUUUUUCCUUCGAUGUUCAUGUGCACCAGAACUAGUGAUUUCCGUUCAGACUGACUGACUUUCUCCACACUUGUAAAAAAAAAAAAGCAAAUGUAGGAAACAUUGCUUAUAUUUCUGCUGAUAUGGCUUCUUUUUUAGUUUUAAAAUUUUAUCAUUUAUGCAUUUUAGGGCAUGCAUUAUGGAGUGUUUUUCUCACCGUUCCUGUUCGUGCCUCUCUCCGUUUGCAUAAAGAAGCCGUGUAAACUAAACUACAGAGCUAAACUGAUUUUCAAAAUCCAUCCUUAUGAAAAUGACUGACUGACUGACUGACUGACUAUCGAUAACGGUACUGACGAUUAGUUUUGUGACCAAACGCAGUACAGUAUCAAUUUAUAGUGCGCGCUUUAUACUGCGCUUUUAACUGCAAGUUCCCCUUCACAAGAAACGUUAGAUGGUAAUGUUAGCUAAAAGUAUGUACACGUUAGAAUGAUUAAUAGUGUUUACUUAGUGAAAACGUAGUGGAAAUGAAGCCAUUUUUGCGAUUGUUGUCAUUCCAUUCUAAUAAAGAAAUGAAAAAUCAAA
Molecule: messenger RNA, 4649 nt
Organism: Neoarius graeffei (lesser salmon catfish)
Lineage: Eukaryota; Metazoa; Chordata; Actinopteri; Siluriformes; Ariidae
Product: endothelial zinc finger protein induced by tumor necrosis factor alpha
Exons: 2
Coding region: 321-2003 (560 amino acids)
Biological process (GO): regulation of transcription by RNA polymerase II; central nervous system development
Cellular component (GO): nucleus
Molecular function (GO): RNA polymerase II cis-regulatory region sequence-specific DNA binding; DNA-binding transcription factor activity, RNA polymerase II-specific
Source: RefSeq, a predicted model, not a curated record